Molecule: messenger RNA, 2129 nt
Organism: Hyposmocoma kahamanoa
Lineage: Eukaryota; Metazoa; Arthropoda; Insecta; Lepidoptera; Cosmopterigidae
Gene: Abl
Product: tyrosine-protein kinase Abl-like
Exons: 10
Coding region: 240-2129 (629 amino acids)
Biological process (GO): protein phosphorylation
Molecular function (GO): protein binding; ATP binding; protein tyrosine kinase activity
Source: RefSeq, a predicted model, not a curated record
CUGGUGUCUUAAAUUCUCUGACUUGUCUGUCUAUGUUCUGGUGAUGCUAAGUUUGUUAGGCGUAGACCGGUUAGGAUGCGUGCGGUGUGAUAAAUUUGUUACAUUUGUGUGUAAUCGCACCGUUAACCUAGCGAUUAAGUGCGGUACGGUCGUGGGUAGAUAGGCUGAGCAUGGAGACUGUGCGGCGAGGAGCCCAGUAGGGGGUGCAGGCGCCCGGAUCGUGGGCCGUUCUAGCGGCUAUGGGCGCGCAGCAGGCGAAGGAGCGCGGGGCGCCAAGUGGUGCGUCUGUACGCGCAGCUCGCGGCAAGCCACGGGUGCCUAAAGACCCUCGCGCGCUCGGCUCCAACAUCUUCACUGAACAUAGCGAGGCCCUGCUACAGAGCCGGCCCCUGCCACACAUCCCGGAUCUACCGGAUGGCGGUGGCAGCAGCAGCGGCGACGGCACCGCACACUUACACGGUGUACCACCUGCUCCACAACCUAUAGAUUCUGCUAACAGGUGGACCUCAAAAGAAAAUUUGCUUGCACACGCUGAGGAAGAUGAUCCUCAACUAUUCGUUGCGUUGUACGAUUUCGCAGCCGGCGGCGACAACCAGCUGAGCCUCAAGAAAGGUGAGCAGGUGCGCAUUGUGAGCUACAACAAGAGCGGCGAGUGGUGCGAGGCGCACACGCUGUCGGGCGGCGUAGGUUGGGUGCCCAGUAACUACGUGACGCCAGUCAACUCGCUCGAGAAACACUCGUGGUAUCACGGCCCAAUCUCACGUAAUGCAGCAGAGUACCUGCUCUCUUCGGGGAUCAAUGGGAGCUUCUUGGUGCGCGAGUCCGAGUCGAGUCCCGGGCAGCGCAGCAUUUCUUUGCGCUACGAAGGGCGCGUGUACCAUUAUCGCAUCAAUGAGGACUCGGAUGGCAAGGUGUACGUGACGUCGGAGAGCAAGUUCGGCACGCUAGCUGAGCUAGUGCAUCACCAUUCAAUGCUGGGUGAUGGGCUGAUCACGCAGUUACUAUAUCCAGCACCAAAGCGCGACAAGCCCACCGUAUUCCCGCUCGCACCGCCUGACGAGUGGGAGAUCGACCGCACCGACAUUGUUAUGAAGCACAAGCUCGGAGGCGGGCAGUACGGCGAUGUCUACGAGGCAGUUUGGAAGCGCUGCAACAUCACGGUAGCGGUCAAGACGCUGAAAGAUGACACAAUGGCGCUAAAAGAUUUCCUGGAAGAAGCGGCGAUCAUGAAGGAGAUGCGGCACCCGAACCUCGUCCAGCUGCUGGGCGUGUGCACGCGCGAGCCUCCUUUCUACAUCAUCACAGAGUUCAUGUCGCGCGGGAAUCUACUCGAGUACCUGCGCGCAGGCGCGACUCGCGACCGCGUUGACGCCGUCGCGCUCAUGUACAUGGCCACGCAGAUUGCUGAGGGCAUGAGCUACCUAGAGAGCCGCUCCUUCAUACACAGGGAUCUCGCGGCGCGCAACUGUCUCGUAGGUGAAGGACACCUAGUGAAAGUAGCGGACUUUGGCCUUGCUCGGUUGAUGCGCGACGACACGUACACGGCGCAUGCGGGCGCCAAGUUCCCCAUCAAGUGGACAGCACCCGAGGGGCUCGCUUACAACACCUUCAGUACCAAGUCGGACGUUUGGGCGUUCGGCGUGUUGCUUUGGGAGAUCGCCACCUACGGCAUGUCACCGUACCCCGGCGUCGACCUCGCUGACGUCUACCACAUGCUGGAAAAGGGCUACCGCAUGGAAUGCCCGCCGGGGUGCCCCGCGGCGGUUUACGAGCUGAUGCGCGGCUGCUGGCAGUGGAACCCCGCCGAUCGACCCACCUUCCAACAGAUUCAUCAUGACCUUGAGCACAUGUUCCAGGACCACUCCAUUACCGAAGAAGUGGAGAAACAGCUACAGGAGGGCAGUAGUGGCGGGGGCAGCGGAGGGAGUACGCCGCUUAUGGCGGUGAAAAAGGCAGGCGGCGGUGUGCAGAUGCGCCGCCCCACUAACCGGCGCGGCAAGCAGGCGCCGACACCACCCAAGCGCACCAGCCUGCUGUCUUCGUGCAGUUCUUUCCGCGAGUCGGCGUGUGCGGCCGAAGAGGGCGACACGCCAGCGCACCACCACCUCGCUUCGCUUAACGGUGAGUAA